AUGUCUUGGAAGCAAUCUAUUAGAGUAAUUGCUGAUUUCGGAACAACUGCAUCUGGUUUCACCUAUUCCCAUAUUUCAAAUGAUGAACUAUAUACUAAUGAUAAGUGGCCUGGAGAAAUUGGUCAACUGAAAACUUGUACAGUUUUACAAUAUGAUGAAAAGUAUGAAAAGGUUGAAUCGUGGGGUCAUUCUGCUUUAGCGAAACGUUAUAAUCGUAAAAGAGAAAGAAACGUUAAUCAAAGACCUGUAGAAUUAUUUAAAUUGCAUUUAGGCGAAAAUUUAUUGAAAAAACCAGCUCUUAAAGUUGAUUAUAAGAAGGCCAUCACAGAUUAUUUAACAGAAAUUGGAAAGCUAAUGCAAGAAAAAAUUACGAGUCGUUGGCCUAACGUAAACUAUAAAAAAGAUGUAUUGCACAUUGUGACUGUUCCAGCAGUAAUUGGAUUUAUUUCAGUGCCAAGUAACCCGGUUGCAGCAGUAGUUAAAGGAGCUUGUUUAUAUGGCAUAAGCAUGGUCACAAGUGAGGAGGAUAAGCUAGAAGGUUUGAAAUUUGUGGUUAAAAGUAGAAGAUUGAAAUAUACAUAUGGUAUAAAGGUGUUUUAUGAAUGGAAAAAAGGAGAUCCUAUAGAAAGAAAAGACUCGUCAAAUUCAAUAUCUAAAUUCUAUAAAUUGGCUGAAAGAAACACUGAAGUUAAAAUUGAUCAAGAAUUUUCCAUGACAUUUUAUCCUAGACAUGCCACCCAAACAUACAUCAGUUUUCUAAUAUUUACAACGACACAACAUAAUAUUGAAUAUUGUGAUGAUCCAAGUGCCAAAUUAUUGGGUAAACUAAACAUAAGUUUACCUUAUGAUAAUUUGGGCAAAGAUAGGCCAGUUUCUUUUUCACUUAGAUUUGCUGCAAUGGAAAUUAUCGCAAAAGCAAAAAACUUGACCAAUUCACAAAACUAUUCAACAACCUUUGAGUUGAAUUUCGAUUGA
Molecule: messenger RNA, 975 nt
Organism: Entrophospora candida
Lineage: Eukaryota; Fungi; Glomeromycota; Glomeromycetes; Entrophosporales; Entrophosporaceae
Source: the annotation of a GenBank genome assembly